Bufo gargarizans (Asiatic toad) is the source of this 3993-nucleotide messenger RNA. RefSeq names its product dual specificity phosphatase 16 (gene DUSP16). The coding region runs from base 370 to 2250 and encodes 626 amino acids. Gene Ontology annotation, molecular function: protein tyrosine/threonine phosphatase activity; MAP kinase tyrosine/serine/threonine phosphatase activity. Gene Ontology annotation, cellular component: nucleus; cytoplasm. NCBI's taxonomy places the organism in Eukaryota, Metazoa, Chordata, Amphibia, Anura, Bufonidae. The transcript has 7 exons. The record is from RefSeq and is a predicted model, not a curated record. Gene Ontology annotation, biological process: protein dephosphorylation; negative regulation of MAPK cascade.
UUCUGAUUGGCUGGCGCUUACGUCAUGCAGCUCCUCUUCCCGGUGACCUCAUUGCAGCCGCUCUCACCCGCUCCGCCUGGAGCCCGGACACUGACCCGUUGUUGAGGCCCGUACUGCAGGCCCGGAUCAGCGAAUCCAUCCAUUCCUGUGACAUCUGAGCUGUCGGUGACAGGAGUCAGCUGAAGAAGAGGAUGUCAUAACCACACAUUGGAGAACGCACUAGCAGCAGAUCCUGCGUUCUGCGCUGUGUUUCUGUCCACUUGAGGAGCAGGAUGCCCUGAUAGUGCUCCUCACAUCAUGAACCGGUUACAACCCUAAGGACCGCUGGCUACUGACCCCCCCUGUGUGUGACCGGCAGGAGGCGGGGCCAUGGCCACGGCGGGCCUGCACUGUCGAUUGCUGACUGUAGACAAGCUGGUGGCAUGGAUGGAGGGAGGUGCGGAAAAGGUGCUUCUGAUUGACAGCCGGCCUUUUGUGGAUUACAACACCUCCCACAUCCUGGACGCCAUCAAUAUCAACUGCUCAAAACUGAUGAAGAGGCGACUGCAGCAGGACAAGGUGCAGAUCACUGAGCUGAUCCAACACUCGGCCAAGCAAAAGGUGGAGCUGGAGUGUCAGGUACAGCAGGUAGUUGUAUAUGAUCAGAGCUCGGUGGACAUCUCAUCUCUGCCCAGUGAUUGCUUCCUCUCUGUGCUGCUGGGAAAGCUGGAGAAGUUGUUCAGCCACGUUCAUCUCCUGUCAGGUGGUUUCUACGAGUUCUCGUCGUACUUUCCUGGUCUGUGUGAAGGGAAAGCCUCUCUUGUCCCCACCUGUAUCUCUCAGCCAUGCCUCCCCGUGUCAAGUGUUGGCCCCACACGUAUCCUGCCUCAUCUCUACCUGGGCUGCCAGCGAGACGUGCUGAACAAGGAGCUGAUGCAACAGAAUGAGAUUGGUUUUGUCCUAAAUGCCAGUAACACCUGUCCCAAACCAGAUUUCAUCUGUGACUCCCACUUCUUGCGGGUCCCGGUGAAUGACAGCUUUUGUGAGAAGAUCCUGCCCUGGCUGGACAAGUCUGUGGACUUCAUAGAAAAAGCGAAGGCAUCUAAUGGUCGCGUCCUGGUCCACUGCUUGGCGGGGAUCUCUCGCUCUGCAACUAUCGCCAUUGCCUACAUCAUGAAGAGGAUGGAUAUGACCCUUGAUGAGGCCUACAGGUUUGUUAAGGAGAAAAGACCAACCAUCUCUCCAAACUUUAACUUCUUGGGUCAGCUUCUGGACUUUGAGAAGAAGAUAAAGGUUCAGACUGGCCAGACAGCGCCGGUCUGCAAACUGAAGCUACAUCUGGAGUAUGGCACCGUUCCAGUGGAGGUCCCUCAGCAGCCAGCAAGUCCAUCGCUCGCUUUUCCUACCUCAUCCGAGCCACCGAGAACGCAGGAGGAAGUGGCGGCUCCUCUCCUGCAAGGCCUCAAUGGUCUGCAUGUGUCCCAGAGGGAGAAGAUGGAGGACAGCAAUAAGAUGAAGCGUUCGUUCUCUCUGGACAUAAAGUCUGUGUCUUACUGCAGCACGGUCACCACGCAACCUGGAACUUCCACUUCAGAAGGCCUGGAGGGAGGGGGCAGCAAGUUGUGCCAGUUCUCCCCAGUAGAGGAAGUGUCCGAGCAAACGCCGGAGUCCAGCCCUGACCGUGAACAGGCAGCAGUAAAGGUCCCAGAGAAGCCUAUCACCUGCCGGCAAGCAGAAAACAAAGGGCGGCAGCAGCAAAUGUUGAGCCGCAGCAGCAUCCGGUCCCUGGCAGCUCCACUGCUCCGUAGUGGGAGCAUGGAGGACAAUCGCAAAAGUAACUUUCUUUUUGGACUGUCCAGCAGCCAGCAGCACUUGGCCAAGCCAGCUCUGGGCCUGAAAGACUGGCACUCGGACAUUCUAGCGACUCAGGCCUCCUCACUGACUGGCAGCUGGUACUUCAGCCCAGACGCCCCCGCCCACUUCUACUCUGCGUCUACUUUGUAUGGAGGGGGAAACUUCACGGCCUUCAGCUGUGGUCAGCUGCCCGCUGACCCUUGCUGCGCAGUGCGCAGGAGGCAGAAGCCCAGUGCUCGUGGGGACUCUCGACGCAGUUGGCAUGAGGAAAGUCCCUUUGAAAAGCAAUUUAAAAGGCGCAGCUGCCAAAUGGAGUUUGGAGAUGAACUGGUGGAUGGCCGAACCCGAGAGGAGCUGGGCAAAGUUGGCAGUCAGACCAGCUUCUCAGGAAGUAUGGAAAUCAUUGAAGUGUCCUGAGGCGGGCACUGGGGGUGAGCCGGGCAGCGGAGCUUCCUGGGUUAAUCAUUAAUAUUAUUGUUUUGUUUUCUUGUUUCCAAAUCAUUUUGUUCCCUAUAAAUCUGAAUGGAGGAUUGCAGAAUGUUGUGUUCAGUUAGCCAGGUGGGCAGCUGCACAUGGUAAGAACUGAUGAGACGGUUGCCCCCUUGGACAAUGCCCCCUGUACUUAACACAGAAUGCUUACAGCUCCACCAAACCUUUAAGAUGGGCAGACUGGCUUAUGAGUGUGCCCCGCACAGCAUUCUGUUUAAUGUAAUACCCUGGUGCCACCUUUCAUAAUCUCCAGGGACUAAUCACAGAUAUGAAGAAAGGACAGUGUUGAUUUAGUGGAGGAAAAAAAAAUUGCUAUUACAUUGUAUAGUUUAGGGAGAAAUGAUCCUUUGAGGGAAUCUAAGGAGGGGGUAUAAAAUAAUUGGAAAGUUACUCUAUGUGGUAACCCUGAGCUGAUCUAAGCACAGGGGAGGUAGGAGUAUCUUUCCUGGAGACUGGUCAUUGAUUCUUUAAAUUAUAGGGGUGCCCUGACAUAGUUAUAACCCCCCCUUUAUUUACGUUUCAUCACUCUAGUCACAUACAGAGCUGCACACACAAUUUAGGUUCCAUUGCCUCCUCCCUGCACUGACUGAUGUAGAGAUACUGCAUUGCAUGUGAUUUGGCAUCUACUGCCUGCACAGCUCUGAGGGAUUCAUAGUGGCAGAAUUUGUGACUGCAGCUCUGGAGGUGAUUGAGGGAUAAUAGUUUCAGUACAAAAAGGGUUUUCAGCAUUUUUAAACACUGCAGUCAGAACCUAGAAUUCCUCGUACAGGCUUCACAUAUGCCGUGUGACAGAAGAUUAUCUGUAUAUAAAGGAUGGGGGUGGUCCUGGAUCGCUGAGGGUGGCUCUCAGAUUUUUUUGUAGGAAGUUUACAAAGAAUUCCUCCUGUGAAUCCUCUUCGUGUUCUGAUUGUAUCGGUUCUGUUGAUUUUUCUAGUGCCUUAUAGCCUGGAGUUCACCUACCAGAGUUCUCCCCCCCCCCACGUGGCAUAUUACAGGUUAAAUUUACAACGAAUGUUCAGGUACUUUGCUUUAGGCCCCAGGCACACGUAUGUGUUUUGCGGUCCGCAAAAUAUGGAUAGAGGCAGUGCACGUGUCAUCAUUUUUUUUUCCCCACCUCUUUUAGAAAUGUCCUAUUCUUGUGGUGCCACGGAACGGACAUGUAUUUCUUUGCAGCCCCAUUGAAAUUAAUGACUCUGCAUCUGAUCCGCAAAAAAAUGCAGAUUGGAUACGGACUGAAAAUAAGGUCAUGUUCAUGGGGCCUUUCUUGUUUUUUAACAUGUGUAACAUCAUGACCCCUACUCUAGUCACAUCCAGAGCUGCAAUCAAAAUUCUGGUUUGCUGCAGGGUCUUGCACCACCCAGCCUGUGCUGGUUCAGUGUCUAGCCCAAACACCUCCUGCUCUGGUGCAUUUUGUACCUGUACUGGUGGAUCUCCGCUGUGCCUCUACCAUAUGUCUGUUACUGUGUUCUAGGUUCACAUUGCGUUUGCCCUGUACAGGUUUUUUCGUAGGGUUACAUCUAAAUGCCCGAAAAGAAUAUUCAAACAUUCACUUUAAGGCCUCUUUCACACAGGCGUCGCGUGUGAGGGCCGGAUAGGAUGCGGGUGCGUCGUGGGAAAAUCGUGCGAUUUUUAUUUAUUUUUUGCCUGCGAGUGGGGUGAGUUUUGUAUGCG